Molecule: messenger RNA, 1836 nt
Organism: Osmia lignaria (orchard mason bee)
Lineage: Eukaryota; Metazoa; Arthropoda; Insecta; Hymenoptera; Megachilidae
Source: RefSeq, a predicted model, not a curated record
AUAUAUACAGGGUGUCCCGUAACUGGUGGCACGAGCGAGUAGGGGGUGAUUCUACGUGAAAAAUGGAAUCGAAAAUGUAGAAUAAAAUUAUUUCAUAUGACGCUUUAUUUUCGAAAAAAAUAAGUUUGAAAAUUUAACGAGUACGCGUGUACUUGAUUUAGCUUCAGUUCGACGGACAUGACGAGCGUUGAACAAUUAAAACAAAAAAUUAUUAUAGCGUUUGAACAAUUAAAAUUGCACAACGACACAUUAGAAAACGUUCGAUACAAUUUAAUAAGGAGAACACAGUCAUGUUUACAACAACGUGGACGUCACUUCCAACAGUUCAUAAAUUAGACGAGAAAUCUGUCCAUCGAUCUACUGACAAUAUUUAUGAACAAGAAUGGAGGUGAUCUACAAUGAAAUCCGUCGAGCUGAAGCUGGUCCAAGUGCACGCGUACUCGACAAAUUUUCAAACUUAUUUUUUUCGAAAACAAAGCGUCAUAUGAAAAAAUUUUAUUCCACAUUUUCGAUUCAAUUUUUCACGUAAAAUCACCCCCUACUCGCUUGUACCACUAGAUACGGGACACCCUGUAUAUUAAUUUAAUCCUUGAUGAUUGGUGGUUUGUUUGGGUGUAGUUCUGAAAACCACUCACCCUCGAUUUUUUUUUAAACCACAGUAUUCUUACGUUUUUUUUAUACGCUGAUUACGAAUAUUAUAGUGAAAAAUUGGCGACUAUUUGGCCAUUGUAAGGCGAUCGGCAGCGCUUUCGCGAAAUAAUAACAAAUUCUUUAAACAACAUUAUUAUUUGCUAAUUCUUUAAACAACAUUAUUACUUGCAAAUUCUUGUGGCGGCGACGUGUCCAGAAAUUACAUGUAGAUCCGUUUAUUCAAUUACUUCCGGAUAUUAGGAUUUGCUAUUUUGUGGCAGUACCACUUCCGCUUGUGAGAAGCAAUUGUAUUCACUGAGAUAAACGUAAAAAACUAUAAUUUUUAUUUUCCCAUGAAAAUCAAGUAGUCGCCAAAUUUCAGUAUGAUAUUUGUUCAAUAUCAUAUAUUCGAAGCUUCGAUGUAACCGUUAGUAGCUCGUCAACAAAGUUCGAUAGCAUUGUCUUUAUGCGAUCGGCCCCGCGUCCCGCAGGUCUGUUUUUCAUACUUCGACCUGAGAAAUGAUAAAUUCCAACGCUUGCUUCGCAAUCACGCGAAUAGUGUGAGAGUCGAGUUGUCGACGAAACAUUCAUUGUAAUCCGUGAGCUCAGGCUUAUACGACGAAGACCGCGAGAGGAGCAAUAAAGUUUCAAGUUUAUCACGAGACCGAGAAAAAUCUUUUCCCGAAUUGUUCCCAGUCCCGCGAGCCAGUUGAUCCUUUUUCUCAAUCGGAUCGUUUCGACAAAAUUAGACCGAGACGAAACAUGACGAUAUUCAUAAUCAGCGUAUAAUAAACGUAAGAAUACUGAGUUUCAAAAAAAUAGGAGAAAAAGAUGGACAAAGAAUCAACGAACAAUCAACAGGAAAUAAAGAAAGUGCUGCUGCAAUUGCAGCAGCAGCUGCAGCAGCGGUUGCAGCAGUUACAGCAGUUGCAACAGCAGCUUCAACAACAAGAGCAGCAAAAACAGCAACAACAGCAACCCGAACAACAGCAACCGCAACAACAGGAACCACAACAACAGCAGCAGGAGGAGGCUGAUAAGAAUGAGAAGCCAAAGCGCAAAAGAGGAACGGCUGCAGGGUGGCAGCGGCGCCUCCACCGCGAGCUAUGGCGGCGCGGCGGAAAGAGAGGCGGCAGAGGCGGCAGGGGCGGCCGAUAUUUAAAUUUUCAUUUUAAUUUAAAAUAAACGAAUAAAUAAAAAAACUAA